Molecule: messenger RNA, 3824 nt
Organism: Pelobates fuscus (common spadefoot toad)
Lineage: Eukaryota; Metazoa; Chordata; Amphibia; Anura; Pelobatidae
Gene: GUCY2C
Product: guanylate cyclase 2C
Exons: 27
Coding region: 7-3204 (1065 amino acids)
Biological process (GO): protein phosphorylation; receptor guanylyl cyclase signaling pathway; intracellular signal transduction
Cellular component (GO): plasma membrane
Molecular function (GO): protein kinase activity; peptide receptor activity; adenylate cyclase activity
Source: RefSeq, a predicted model, not a curated record
GAAAACAUGAUGGAUAUUUAUUUUAAUCUUCUAUUUUUGAUCGUGCUAUUAUUGCCACCUCAAAGUCACGCAUACUGUAGGAAUAAUACCUAUAUACUAAAUGUGAUAUUGUUGAAUGAUACAACGACAGAAUGGAAUCUAGAUUAUAUCACACCAGCAGUGGAUCUUGGACUGAAAAUAGUCAAAAAGGAACUCGAAAAUGAAGGUAUAAAUAUCACACUCAAUGCGACUUAUCACAUUUUUACGACAGACCUUUACUCAACGUCAGGUUGUGUUUCAAGCGGCUGCGAAGGAGUUGAAAAGCUGAAGUAUCUUCAUAAAAAUUUUCUGCUGGGCUGUGCAAUCCUGGGCCCCUCUUGUACUUAUGCCACCUACCAGAUGCUUUCGCUGAGGAGCACGUUUGUCCCACUGAUUUCAGCUGGUAGUUUUGGUUUAUCUUGUGACUUCAAACAAUACCUCACCCGCAUUUUACUCCCGGCCAGAAAACUGAUGUAUUUCUUUUACGAGUUCUGGAGAUUUAAGUCGCCCUCGAUCAAACCAGACAAGUGGCAGUCUGUCUACAUCUACAAAAAGGAUAACAAUAGUGAAUCCUGCUACUGGUACAUUAAUGCAUUAGAUUCCCCAGUUUCUUACUUCAACUCGGCUCUGAAUUUCAAAGAGAUACUACGAACAGAGGAGGACAUAAGAAAAUACUUAAAAGAACAGAAUCGAAAGAGUAACGUUUUCAUUAUGUGUGGGUCAGCCAAUGAUUUACAGAUUCUGCAGAAAAACGUGAAAAUUCCAUCGGACAUGGUCAUCAUUCUAAUUGAUAUUUUUAACCCAGGUCUUUAUGACAAUACUGCUGCUUAUCCGGGCAUGGAAAAUGUAAUGGUAUUAACAGUACCUACAUCAAACUUCAGCAAGGUAUCUAACAACUCUCAAACAAUCCAACUGCUAGAAGAUGACUAUGCAGCAGGAUAUCUUGAUGGGGUCAUUCUCUUUGGACAUAUUCUCAAGAGACUUUUUAAUUCUUCAACACCGAUGCAACAUAUCUCAUUCAUUAAUAAGUUUCGUAGUGUUUCUAUACCAGGGGCUUCGGGUCAGAUUAUAUUGGACAAUGUCGGUGAUCGAGAUCUAAAUCUUACUCUAUACUACGUCUCAGAAUCAACUAAAAACUAUACAAAGCUUCUCGCCUUUGACACCAGCACCAAUGCUACCACAGUGAUAGACCGUCAUCCUUCAUUUACCUGGAAAAAUAACAAACUUCCCAGUGAUGUUCCUGGAAAUGGUCCACACAUUCUGACUAUUGCUAUCUUCACACUCACAAUAGCUGUGUUACUUGUGCUCAUCGUUGCACUUCUUGUAUUCCGGAAGUAUCGUAAAGAAAAUGAACUUCAGCAGAAGAGGUGGAGCCAUAUCCCUGCAGAAAAAAUUCUUCCUCUAGAGAAUAACGAGAAUUGUCUUGUCAGCUUAAAGAUUGAUGAUGACAAAAGACGUGAUCUCUGGCCAAGAUUACGGCGAGGAAAAUAUGAUAAGAAGAUCAUCAUUCUCAAAGAUCUAAAACAUGAUGGCAAUUUUACAGAGAAACAGAAGAUUGAACUCAACAAGCUCUUACAAAUAGAUUAUUACAACCUGACGAAGUUUUAUGGCACAGUGAAGGUGGACUCGAUGAUAUAUGCUGUGAUUGAGUACUGUGACAGAGGCUCACUUCGAGAUGUUCUCAAUGAUAAAAUCUCGUACCCUGAUGGAACCUUUAUGGAUUGGGAAUUUAAGAUCUCUGUGAUGUAUGAUAUAGCUAAAGGUAUGUCUUACCUACACUCCAGUAAAACAGAGGUUCAUGGACAUUUGAAAUCAACAAAUUGUGUAGUAGACAGUCGUAUGGUGGUUAAGAUCACUGACUUUGUUGGAAAUUCCAUUCUCAGCCCAAAGAAAGACCUAUGGAUGUCGCCCGAGCACCUUCGUCAGGAUGGUGUAUCCCAGAAAGGAGAUGUUUAUAGCUAUGGAAUUAUUGCCCAAGAAAUUAUUCUUAGGAAAGAGACAUUCUACACUGAAAAGUGCCAUGACCCCAAAGAAAAAAUAUUUAGAUUGCAGAAGUGCUUAGGAGAAUGUCCCUUUAGACCAGACCUGAACUUCAAUACAUUUGAAGAAUGUGAGAUAGAGGUCUAUGUUUUGGUAAAGAAUUGUUGGGAGGAAGAUCCUGAAAAGAGACCAGACUUUAAGAAAAUUGAGAACACACUUGCCAAAAUCUUUAGUAACUUCCAUAACCAGACAAAUGAAAGUUACAUGGACACCCUUAUACGCCGGUUGCAGUUAUACUCCAAGAACCUGGAACACCUUGUGGAAGAGCGCACGCAAUUAUAUAAAGCAGAAAGAGAUCGUGCUGACCGUCUAAAUUUCAUGCUGCUCCCUGGGCCAGUGGUGAAAUCACUUAAAGAAAGUGGCAGAGUUGAACCAGAAUACUUUGAAGAGGUUACAAUUUACUUCAGUGAUAUUGUGGGCUUUACUACCAUCUGCAAGUACAGUACACCAAUGGAAGUUGUGGAUAUGCUGAAUGAUGUCUACAAAAACUUUGAUAAUAUAUUGGACCAUCAUGAUGUGUACAAGGUUGAAACAAUUGGAGAUGCCUAUAUGGUGGUUAGUGGCUUGCCAAAUCGUAAUGGAAACAGACAUGCUGUGGAUAUAUCCAGGAUGGCUCUGGAUAUCCUAACUUUCAUGGGCUCUUUUGAACUUAAACACUUGCCAGGUUUACCUGUCUGGAUAAGAAUAGGAAUACAUUCAGGGCCAUGUGCCGCUGGUGUUGUUGGAAUUAAGAUGCCGAGAUAUUGUCUGUUUGGCGACACUGUGAAUACAGCAUCAAGGAUGGAAUCUACUGGCCUGCCAUUACGAAUUCAUGUAAGUAAAUCAACAGUAUCCAUUCUGAAACGGACUGAUUGUGGUUUCCAGUAUGAAGCAAGAGGGGAGACUUACCUUAAGGGUAAGGGCACUGAGACUACAUAUUGGUUGACCGGCGAGAUGGAACAAAAAUACAACAUACCUACACCUCCAUCAGCGGAGAACCAGCAGCGUCUUCAGUCUGACUUUGCUGAGAUGAUCAAGGAAUCACUGAAAAGAAGAGAAGCUGAGGGAUUUAAAGACAGGCAGUUGACACGCGUGGCAAGCUACCGAAGUGGAACCUUGGAAUAUCUUCAACUUGAGACCAGCAACCCAGCCAGCACUUUCCUUUAACAGUCAUGCUCUGUGACAGUCCACUUAGAAGAAGAGUGUCCUAACUAAUACAAUAUUUAACACUAUUACAGCUUUAUUGUAGUUUUGGCCAUACUCGCAGAUGGCACUGCAAGGUUAUCCAAAAUAACUGACAAGUAAAGUAAUAAUUAGUGCAUUACAACACUAUGCCUAAUCUUUUAAACAUGAGUUUCUUAACUGGUCCGAAGCUGGAAGCAUUUUUUUUGUGUGUGACACUAGAAGCACAAUUGCACAAAAUGUAUUGUAAAGUUUUUGUUUUUUUUUUAAAUGCUGCACUAAGUUAAUAUAUUUUGGUGUUUUCAGCAUAUUAAAAUUAAUUAUGUUGAUUAUAUUUAAAUGAGCACUAUAGGCACUUUUUGUGUAUAGAUCAUACCCCUGUAGUCUCACUGCUCAGUUCUCUGCCAUUUAGGAGUCAAAUCACUUUUGUUUCUGUUUAUGCAGCCCUAACCACACCUCCCCUGGCUGUGACUCACACAGCCACCAUUAAAAAAGGUAGUUUAAACACUAAUGUCUUUUUACAGGAAGUGUUUAGGAAAACUGUGUAAGUCACAUGCAGGGAGUUGGGACUAGGGCUGCAUAAACAAACUGAUUUAACUCCUAAA